Molecule: messenger RNA, 1543 nt
Organism: Perca flavescens (yellow perch)
Lineage: Eukaryota; Metazoa; Chordata; Actinopteri; Perciformes; Percidae
Product: complement factor H-like
Source: RefSeq, a predicted model, not a curated record
CGUACAGCAGUGUGUUUGUCUGCGUCGUGUUGUGCAAUCCCACUGUGCAGGCCAUGUGUUGACCCUUGGUGCUCCCCAAGGACUGAGGCUUGGGACAAACACACGAACACACAGAACAGCAGUCGUCAAAGAAGUAAGCCUCAGUUAGACUCGGUCACUGCCCAGCUGCUCGUCCAAAUGCAAUUGCCUUUAAUCCUUUUGUUUCUCCAGCUGUGGGGAAACGUGGAGGUUUCUUUAUCACAGAAUGCAUGUCCAAAACCCCCAGUGGUUCCUCACGCCAGUGUGUCAGAAGUGACCAAAAAAGCUGUGUACCAACAAGGAAACGUGAUCCAUUUCGUUUGUGAAACUGGUUAUACAUCAUUCCCACCCAUCAGAUAUGCAUGUACAGAGAAUGGCUGGUUAUUAACCAGUCGGGGAAGAUGCAACUUAAAGCCAUGUGUACUUCCCGAUGACACGCCCAAUGGCUAUUAUCAAAUAAUCCACGGGAAGAGUUUUUUUGGAACAACAAUCAAAUACUUUUGUAAUGAAGGGUAUCAAAUGGUAAGUAAGGUUGACACCAGGACUUGCGGGCUGGACAAAUGGACCAAUCAUGUGCCAAUAUGUGAUCGUUUGAGCUGCGACCCCCCGCCUGCAGAUGGAGGGGUUACAGUAAUAGGUUUACCAGAUAAUGACAAUCCCAUUCUCCCUGACCACCUCCUCAAAUUCAGCUGUGAAGGACCUGGGAAAUAUCUGAAUGGCAGUUCAGUGCUGAAAUGUGGUCAAGAUGGACAGUGGGAUCAUCCAUUCCCCACUUGUGAAAACAUAACCAGACACGAGGAGGAAUGUCGACAAAAUUGUGCAGAAACCUGCAAAGUCCCAGGUCCAUCAGACGGCUUACCACUCACCACACAUGUACAGGAACUCAGAACAGGAGAAAAGUUGACGUUUACUUGCCGCCGGCGUGGAGACUAUCUAAGAGGGAAAGCUGAGGUUGAAUGUUUAGCAGGCGGACGGUGGAGUGAUCCCUUCCCAACAUGUGGAGCUCCUUCAGGUUGUGGGACACCACCACACAUUGCAGAUGCAGACACCAGGGGAACUGUUAAAUCCCAGUACAGACAUGGAGAAAGGGUUGAAUACAGCUGUCAGAAUUACUACACUAGGGAGGGUGAGGCUUACAAAACCUGCCACAAUGGUGAAUGGACCGGACAGAUGAGAUGCCUCAAACCCUGUACUGUGGAUAGAGAGCUCAUGAACAGAUAUAAUAUUGUCUUCAGAUAUACUCAUUACGAUAAGCUUUAUUCAACCCAUACUGAUUUUAUCGAGUUCACUUGUUCAAAAGGAGUUCAUACCGGCACAUUGUCCAUGCGUCAGCAGUGUAUUGAUGGUGUGAUGAACCUGCCCACUUGCCAGUAAAAGUUUUUAGUUAACUGGAUGUGAUGAACAUGAUCUGGCUGGACAAACAUGUAAACAAUUAACCCAAGUAAAAAGUAAGACCAAUUAUGAUCCAGUGUCUGUACUUCAGAUCUUUGUGUCAUAAUUUUAAUAAAACCUAUAUUUUCACUCA